UGCCCUAGCCCCUCGUACCGGGGAAAACUCUGGAAGUUGCUCAGAGACGCCAGUCUGUUUGUGGGCAAGCUCUCGCGCACACAUAGAUCCAUCUGCACAGCUGGCACAACUUCUCCCUCCAGCCUGCUGCUUGGGCAGCUUCCCUUCCCCACUCCUGACUCUAUACAGACCGGGGGUUGCUUCAUUACUUCAGCACCUUCAGUGGAACCAACCUGGGAUGGAGCCAUCAAAGCAGCAGGAGGGCUAGAGACUACCUGAUGGAUCCGACCCACAGACUCCAUCCUACUCAUUCAGGAAAGAGCUGCAGACAGAAGCUUCCCGGCAGCAUGAAAAUCUGGUCUGAACCACCAGCAGGAGUGUGUGGAACUGUCUCUAGUAACGACUCACCUUUGUCCCUUGGCUUGACUCGAGCGAGCAGAGAGCACCUGGACAGGUAUAAUUGCGAGCAGGGCACGUAAUACGCCUUUUUCAAUUUGACAUCGCAAACAUGUCUAUAAAGUAGUUCUUGUGUGGAGAGAUGCUAAUCUAUAAUCGCCUUUCUCAUCCCCAAAGCAUGAAGGAAUUAUUCCAAUUCUAAAAUGGUGGGGAAAGUGUGUUAGCUGCUCGCACCUGUGUGGCCCAUCUCCUCCCCAGAUCUCUGUGCUCUCCCCACCUUAUGGAAACCUGCUGCUAGCUGAAAAAACAGGAGGAAAAAGAGAGCUGAGAAGUGAAUUGAUGGAAUUGUGAUUUGUAGGAUUUCUCCACAGUCCCUGCCUCCUACUUGCUCUCUAGCCACUCCAAAAGUCUCUCUCUCUCCCUCUUCUCCUGGCAAAUCCUUCUCUCUAUAUCUCCACACCAUUCAAUCCACUUCCCUUCCCUGGAACAACACAAACCAAAUCCAGCAACAACACCCUGCAGAUGUCGAAAAAAAGGAAAGCCACGGAGAAUGAAUGUGGCAGCUCCCGGGCUGCAUCUCCUGCAAGACCUGAGAGAGCCGAUCCAGGUCUCACAGAUGAAAAGGUGAAAGCAUAUCUCUCUCUCCAUCCCCAAGUGCUUGAUGAGUUUGUAUCUGAGAGCGUUAGCCCUGAAACUGUAGAAAAAUGGAUGAAGAAAAAAAUCAAACGUGAAGAUUUGACGCCUACAGAAGUUAGCAGGCAGUACCAGGAUACAAAUAUGCAAGGAGUUGUAUAUGAACUAAAUAGUUAUAUGGAACAGCGGUUAGAUGCUGGGGGAGACAACAAGUUACUUCUUUAUGAAUUAAGCGACAUUAUCAAAACUGCUACGAAGGCUGAUGGAUUUGCACUAUAUUUUCUGGGAGAAUGCAAUAACAGCUUGUGUUUGUUCACCCCAAUUGGAACAAAAGAUGGACAAACCCAGCUUCCGUCUGUUGGACCUGUUGAAUAUGGCACCACAAUUUCUGCACAUGUAGCCAAAUCCAGAAACACUGUGUUAGUAGAAGAUAUUCUGGGGGAUGAAAGGUUUCCCAAAGGUACUGGGCUGGACUCAGGGACACGUAUCCAGUCUGUUCUUUGUUUACCGAUUGUUACUGCGAUUGGUGAUAUGAUUGGAAUCUUAGAACUUCAUCGGCAUUGGGGGAGAGAAUCUUUUCGUCUUUGUCACCAACAGGUGGCAACAGCAAACCUUGCCUGGGCUUCAGUAGCAAUACAUCAGGUACAAGUAUGUAGAGGCUUAGCUAAACAGACUGAGCUAAAUGACUUUCUGCUUGAUGUAUCAAAAACAUACUUUGACAACAUAGUUGCAAUAGAUUCGUUACUUGAACAUAUAAUGAUAUAUGCAAAGAACCUGGUAAAUGCCGAUCGGUGUGCACUCUUCCAGGUUGAUCAUAAAAACAAAGAGUUGUAUUCAGAUCUUUUUGAUAUUGGGGAAGAGGAUGAGGGAAAGCCUGUUUUUAAGAAAACCAAAGAAAUUAGGUUCUCCAUUGAGAAGGGUAUUGCAGGACAGGUUGCAAGAACAGGUGAAGUUCUUAAUAUUCCUGAUGCCUAUGCAGAUCCACGCUUUAAUAGAGAUGUAGAUGUUUACACAGGUUACACAACGAGAAACAUCUUAUGCAUGCCUAUUGUAAUCCGUGGGAGUGUUAUUGGAGUUGUACAAAUGGUGAACAAACUAAGUGGAAGUGCCUUCUCCAAAACAGAUGAGAACAACUUCAAGAUGUUUGCUGUCUUUUGUGCUUUGGCCUUACACUGUGCAAAUAUGUACCACAGAAUACGGCAUUCAGAGUGCAUUUAUCGAGUUACAUUGGAAAAAUUGUCUUAUCACAGCAUUUGUACUUCAGAUGAAUGGCAGAACCUCAUGAACUGUACACUACCAGUUUCCCUUUGCAGGGAGAUUGAACUAUACCACUUUGAUAUCCAGCCAUUUGAAGACCUAUGGCCAGCCAUAUAUGUUUAUAUGAUUCAUCAGUCAUGUGGUAAAACCUGUUUUGAGCUUGAAAAGUUAUGCCGUUUUACCAUGUCCGUGAAAAAGAACUAUCGGCGUGUCCCCUAUCACAACUGGAAACACGCGGUUACAGUAUCGCAUUGCAUGUACGUUAUUCUUCAAAAUAGCCAGGAGAUAUUCACAGACUUGGAGCGGAAAGGGCUUCUAGUUGCAUGUUUAUGCCAUGAUCUUGAUCACCGAGGUUACAGCAACAGCUACCUGCAAAAAUUUGAUCACCCUUUAGCAGCUUUGUAUUCCACUUCAACAAUGGAACAACACCACUUCUCGCAGACAGUAUCUAUAUUGCAGCUGGAAGGGCACAAUAUUUUUUCCAACCUGAGCUCCAAUGAGUAUGAACAGGUAUUGGAGAUAAUACGCAAAGCCAUCAUUGCCACUGACCUUGCACUGUACUUUGGGAAUAGAAAACACCUUGAAGACCUUCAUCAAAUGGGUGCAUUAAAUCUUAAUAAUCAAGCACACAGAGAUCGCUUGAUAGGUUUGAUGAUGACCGCUUGUGAUCUUUGCUCUGUGACAAAGCUAUGGCCAGUUACCAGGUUGAUAGCUGAUGAUAUAUAUGCAGAAUUCUGGGAUGAGGGUGAUGAAAUGAAACGGCUUGGUAUUUCACCCAUUCCAAUGAUGGAUAGAGAUAAAAAAGAUGAAAUCCCUCAGGGCCAGAUGGGAUUCUAUAAUGCUGUAGCUAUUCCGUGUUAUACAACUCUUUCAGAAAUCUUUCCUUCAACACGGCCGCUUCUUCAGGCGUGCAAGGAGAACCUCAGUCAGUGGGAAAAGGUUUCUAGAGGAGAAGACACCACAGUCUGGAUUCCUUCCCAGUCACUACCAACAGAGUCAUCAGAUUCACUUCCAGUUAAGAUUGAUGACUGAACAACAAGGACUACUCACAACUAAAGAUUAACUUUAUUUUCAUAAGAAGCAUAUUUAUUUUCCGCAUAGACCAGGUUUCUCCUAAUGGAAAAAUAAUUAUGAGCAAGAAACACAAGUGAAAUUGUAUUCAUCUGUUCUACAUUUAAAUCUUCAAAUAGCUAGUUUUGAGAAGAGACAUUCUAUAAAGCUAAAUGUAUUUUUUUCCCCUGUAUAAUUAACUUCAAGGGUACUUUGAGCCUAUGAUAUACUUUCUAUUCCCUCCUUAGUGGUACUUUUUAAAUUACGGUUGCCUUCUCGAAUACUGUGGCAUAAUUCUGGAAUUCUAUUCUAAGAAUGAUGUUUGAGAUAGAAUUAGCAGUUCUUGCUGAACACACCAUAAGUAUAUGAUAUUGGUUGUUUAAUGUUUGUUUAAAGGUCAGCUAAUGCUACAUUAGUAACCUACAUUUCACUUAUGAAGGCAUAAGGAUCUGCUACAGCCCAGGCAACAUUUAUUCUAUACCAUGGAAAUCCUUCUUAUUUCUCUUCAAAUUAUUCCCAUGUUUUUGUAGUUUUAAAGCCUUUAGAUUUGUACCCACUGGAAAAUAUUCUGAGAUAUCAACUUUUUUACUUAAAAAUGUGAAUAUUUAUUUUGCAGAUUCUUGCUAAUUAAUAUAUUAAGGGAAAUCCUUGGGUGGAGUAGAUUUUACACACUGCUCACUGCAGCUUUGAAUGACUUAUAAGUUGAAUUUCAGAGACAAAAUUAUGCCUGUUUUUGGUUUAAGGGGGGGAUGCACCUGUCACUUGCCAAAAGCUUUCUUUUUGUAAUUCUACCCUCCAGAAGCCCAACAUCUGACCAGGCCCUUUGGCUGAUAAGAAAUUUAUAGAUCAAGAAAAAUGUUGAGUUUGAAGUUACCCUGCAGUAGCCCAGGUAGUGUCUGACAGACUGUAAUAUUUUUUUUUUGUUCUCUGCAAGGGAACUCACCCUACAGUUUGGAAUCUUCUGCAUUAAAGUAUGAGAUUUCCACUGACUGGUUUUUAUAGAAAACAGCUCUUGAUUUUCACUUUCAAUGCUUCAAAAUAUAAUUUCAUGCUGUUUGGUAGAACACCCAUGUCUAGAAGUAGAUUGACUUAAUAUAUCUUUAUAACCAGAAAUACAAAAAAAAGUAGACUUAGCAGACUUUAGUUUAAAGGAGAAGUUUACUUUUACAGUAACUUUUUGUAUAUUGAGCUUUUCUAAGCACAACUGUGCAGAAAAAAGUAAGUAUUUAAAAUUUAUAAGAAAUAAAAAAUGAAGACCAGUUGCAGUGUAUGUUUGAGAUUAAAAAGAUUUGAGAGGUAGAAUUUUGACUAGAGAAAAUAAAGUAAAGCAACUUCUACCCCAUAAUAAAGCACAAUACCCUUUGUUACUUAGAUGUGAUACUUGCUCUUCUCAACAGUAAAUGAGUAAACACUGGAGUCUGAUAGAUGUACCGAUAGGCCCAGGGUAAAGUUGUCUUUUCCAGCCACUCUACACAAUUAUUACAUCUUAAAGGAAAACUACACCCUAUUUAAGAGUAAACCUUUUCUUCCAUGUAGCUGAGCUCAAAUGGUAAAGCAAUAGCACAGUUCAUGUACAAAAAGCAUUCCUUCUAUUCAUACAUUAGAGCUUUGGCUUCAUGGAGGAUUGUUGUGGUUGAGGCACAACAUAAGAACAGCACAAACAAGUGGCAUUACUGGCUGUACUGUAAUAUUAUAUUCAGUGGAGAUAAGUUGAGGCAAGCAUUUAGGAAGAUCCCACACCUCUCCAGCAAAGCAAGUAACACCCUCUUCUUUUUUUUUUGUUUAAAAUGGUUUGUGUUUUGGAAACCUAAUCAUAUUAAUUUAAAUAGAAUUGUAUUUAUUUUAUGUCUAUAUAUUUAUGACAAUCCUGAUCUCGCACACUAUUUUUGGUUAUGGGCAUUAAACAUACUUACCCUUCAAUGGCUCACCAAAUGUUCCUUCUAUAAAAACUAAAUCCAGGGUAGCAGGUAGAGUCAGUAAAGUAGCUUCUUUCAUAGGUAUUAUAAGCAUCUAAAAUAAUAAAGCAACCAUUUGUAACCAUGGAAGUAUCCUUUAGAGGGCUUCUAAACAUGUACUGUAUGAUAGUGUUUGCGUUUUGUUUUUUUCUUUUUAAAUCUUGCAAGGUCUUCUUGGCUCUGUGCAUAUAUAUGUAAAAUAAGGCACCUGUCUUUCUUAUACUUAAAGAACACCACUACCAAAAAGUAAGUGCAUAAAAGUAAUUAGAAUAUAAUGUUGUGUUGCCCUGCACUGGUACAAUGUGUGUGUUUGCUUCAGAAACAUUAAUAUCGUUUAUAUAAACCAAGCUGCUCUGUAGCUAUGGGUGUAUCUAUUCAAAUUGAAAUAGGACUAAAUGGAACAGGUUACAUAGCAGAUAACAGAUAAGCCCAGUAGAAUACAAUGGGGAAAGUAAAAUACAAUCUACAAUUUAACCUGUGCCUUUUCUACUGUUUCAGACAGAAUGGCUGUCCCCCUGGCUACAUAGCAUCUUAAUUAUAUAAACUAUAGUAGUCUACUUGAAACAACCGCACAACUUUUACAAGUGCAGGGCAAUGAUACAUUAUAUUUUAAUUACUUUAAAACACUUUUGAAUCAAUAUAAUACACUAGCUCACUUGUAAAGUUAUCAUACCAUCCUUUUGUGACUGCUCCCAUUUACUUUAUAUAUUAAUUCCAUAUUGGAAUACUUAUAGCUUUUGCACUGACUAAGGUACUGCAUUCAAAUCCAAGGGGAAACUGCAAGAAAUUAAGACUUUGAUAUAAAACGCUAUUAUAAGUACCGUACAUUUAUUAAAGUUAAUGUUUGGGCAGGUAUACAGCAUCUAACCAAAAGUCCAGACACAUUAGUGGCUAUGUAUAAAUGUUCCCAUUAAAUUUUUCAAAUGAUUGCACAUAAUUUAUUAAACUACCGGCAACCAAAGGACAGGCUUUUUUUUUAUUUGGGGCAUUAGCAAUUUAAUGGAUCUAUAAAGGGUAUUUAGAUGUUCAGCUUGGUUUGGCAUAUCCUAUCAAUUUUUAUGUUUGACAUUAUUUAUUAUAGAACCAAAUAAUAUAAAUGCACUUCAUUGCAUUGUCACAGCCACUUUAUAUGACCUUGUGCUGCAAUGAGAAAAUUGCUCUAAAAGCAAUUUUUUUAUAUAGAUGCAUGCAUUCCAUACAGUCCCAAUAAGUCAUACCCAGAAUAUCACUCUCGCUGGUAUUGCACUCCCCUUUCCUUUGUGGCUACUACUAGUAUUGUCUGUUAGAAGUAAAAUGAUCAGACAUAUACAGAUGGUCUGACCCGGGCCUAUGUGUGUCCCACCCCCCAGUCAGUUCUCUAAACCAAUGGACGGCAGCUUUUCCCCUCUUUGCUACCCACCAGACCUGAUCUUCUCUACUCAACUUAUACUGCAUGCAUUUCUCAGCCAAUGAACUGUACAGCUCGCUCCCCCCUCACUACCCACCCUACCUGCUCUGCCCCUCUCCUCACACUGCUGUCAGUGUUUGCGAUCACCUGUAGAGGCAGCAAAGCCUCAUCAAUGUCUGCCUUCCAUCCCACAAUUUUUUUUGUUCAUUGUUGUUAUCCUUUAUAGCUUAGAUCCCUUUCAUUAUCUCACGGUAGCAAAGAUUUUGACCUUCAUUGUGUUACCUUCUGACUUUUUAUAUCCCAGUCUGUAGCUCUGUUUUGACAAACCUAGCACAGAAAUGGUGUACAGUACCCUCAUAGCACUUAUAUAAUGUAUAUUAAUCCCUCUACCCAAUGGUUUUAGAGCAAAUGCAUGGGUGUAUGUAUAAUCAUGAUGAGAAUGAACUUAAAUUGGAGAUAAGUAAUUAACCUAUAAGGCAAAUGUAAUUUAUUCCAAAUUGCCCUGAAAAUUACUAUUUGAUUGUGGAUGUUUGUUUUCAUUCAUUCAAAAAACAUAAAUUACUAAUAUACUGCAUUCAGUAAAAUUUAGAAUGCAAUGUUCCUUCACUCUAAAAGCUAUGGCCUUAAAGUAAAUGAGGUCUUGGUCACAGCAGGAAUGGCCCUCACAUGCAUAUAAAGGGUUAAGCCAAUUUUAUUUUGCCACAAAUUGGCUUGUAAUGAAAUUACAAAGUUGCAAGGGGAUUACCCUGCCUUUACCAGUCUGAGGCUCAGUAAAAUUGGCUAAAUAACUUCAAUUAAUGGAAGUGCCAUACCUAGUGUUAAUUAAGUGGCAAAUGGUGACAUCCGAUAGACUGUCUUGAAAUAGAGAAGGAAUAUAAAGCAGAAACAUUCUUUGGCCAUUUUAUUUUUAUGCAUUUGUUGCUUAUUCUCUUCGUGUUGCAUUCUGGUGCAAGAAAAAUACUGAGAAAAACUGCAUUUCUAUGUUAGAUUCCAAUAAACAGAAUUUACUGUAGGACCUUGUAGCUCAGUCUGCAGUAUGAAGCCCCAGUCCAAAAUAUCAUUGCAUCUGUGUUUCAAACACAUGUCACAAAACAGCAUUAAGAAAAUGUAUGACCUUGCAGGGUACUUAUAAGGAUAAACAUAUAAAGAAGGUCAUCUCUUAACAAUAAUGUGUUUUUUCAUAGGGAUCUAAGGCAUUCUUCACUGAUUAUAUAAUGGUUAAAAACAAAUUACAGGUAUAGGAUCUCCUAUCCGGAAACUAGUUAUACAGAAAGUUCUGAAUUACAUGAGGGCCAUCUCCUAUAGUCCAUUUUAA
Xenopus laevis (African clawed frog) is the source of this 7972-nucleotide messenger RNA. It is a transcript of the gene pde10a.L, whose product is annotated as phosphodiesterase 10A L homeolog. Bases 898 to 3297 code for a protein of 799 amino acids. The transcript is spliced from 23 exons. Gene Ontology annotation, cellular component: cytosol. Gene Ontology annotation, biological process: signal transduction. The record is from RefSeq and is a predicted model, not a curated record. Gene Ontology annotation, molecular function: 3',5'-cyclic-AMP phosphodiesterase activity; phosphoric diester hydrolase activity; 3',5'-cyclic-GMP phosphodiesterase activity. Lineage: Eukaryota; Metazoa; Chordata; Amphibia; Anura; Pipidae.